CUCUAGCCUGAGCUCACACUGGGGUCCUACAUCAUAGGUCCAUAUCCUCAACCACACGGCUAUGACUAGGGUACUGAAUCUCAGGAUCUAAGGAUACAGUUGGACCCAGUGUAGGAAAUGACACCAGAAAAGUCAAAGCUGAACAAUCUGUGCGCUGACCUUUAUCCUAUUUGUCCCAAAACUUGGCCUGUAGUUGCUGCUUGACAGCUGGAGUUUUGCUGCUGACAAUCUUUUCUAGCAGCACAACUAGAAGUCUUAAUAGAUCUAUCACUCCUUUGCAUGGAUGACCAAAUGCCGUCACCACAAGACAGUCAAACCGAGGAUUUAGACCCUCUAUCUCUUUUGCAGAGUCCCAAGGAAAACAUGCUGUCUGCAUAUGAGAAAGGAGUAGAGGCUGUGUCAGAUCUCUCAAACCCCAAAGACAAAUCCACUGAGCCUUUAUCAAACGUUUCCAAAUGCCUCUCUCAGGAGAAAAGCACAGGCUCAUCCAGCUAUAACAUGUCAGAGUGUUUACCACUUUGCUCCAAGCCUGCAAACGAUGAUGAUUUUAGGGUUUGUAGCUAUUUUGGCUUAUCAGAACCUGUAUUACCUCUUUUACCUCACUUCUCUCAUGACCGUGUUUCCCCUCUAUCUGAAUCUUUGCAUUUUAAACAAGAACCAGCCCUCUCCUUUUCACUCAUAGAACACAAUAGCACACCUGAACCUCUUGGGGUGUUGUCAUCUACUUCUGAGGGUUCGACGGAACCAUCUCUCACUGAGACUCUCUCCAGCUCAGAACACAGUCGAGCCAUUUACCUAUUAAGGUCAGUAUCACAUCAGUCGGAUAGUUUAGAGGGUGAUACAGCUAUAGCUCCUGUGUCAGACCUUUAUAUUUUUGAAAGUGACACACAGGACUUCAUCUUGAGCCCUAAUCCCCAGGAGAUUCAAUGUCCUGAAUACCAGACAUUAUCACAAACUGACUACGAUGCACAUGUCCUGAUGGGUGAUUCAGACCAGGUGGUGACACAAUGCCAUUGUGGCUCUAGUGAGGAACGAGCUAUGGUGGACUAUGAGUCAGACGUGAGCCAACAUGCAAAGCUAAGACCCCUUGCUGUGGAUGCCUGUGAGGCAGGCUUGAUGUCGGUAAAUGAUGGGAGUCGAGGGAAAGCAGAGGUCACUGAUUUAACCCCCCAACCACGGCGAAGUGACAGCCCUAUCGAGCUGUGGCUGGACGCAUGCCAGUAUCUAGCAGGAGAGUCAGGUUACAACCCUGAUGGUAGCGACGGGAUUGGCUGGUCCAGCGAUGACACCAAAGGUUGGGGGCCACCUGUUGAGAGGUGGUCAUCAGUGGACAGCUGGGCAAGUGCACUCUCAGACUGGGCCGGGAUCAUCGCAGCUCCACCAGAGGACUUCACAGCUGCCUUCACAGAGAUAGGGGCUGAGAUAGAUGCUCUGACACAGGCACUAGCAAAGGUAAAUACUCAUAUAGAAAUAGAGACAUCUAAAGAAGGAAAGGGUCAAGAGCCAGCAGCGCAGGCACAAACACAGCCACCCAUGGGUGUCCAGGAACAGCCUAUAGAGGCACAAAAUAUCCCAGAGAGCUCCGUCCUCUCUGGGCAGAGCUGCCUCGAGAGCUCACAGAGCCUUGAAUCCUUGUGUGAUUCAACAGCUACCACCACACAAGGAGAAAAUGAGCUAGAAGAGAUCCAGAGCAGUCAGGCUGAGCGCUCUCCAUGCCCCACACAGCAGCACUCAUCCAUGGGAUCAUCCGGUGGUACGGUGGCCUCUCCUGGAGGAUACAGUGUAGAUGUGAUACCUGGAUCUACUUCUUUUGCUGAUCUGGACCUUUGUCAUUUUGGAGGAUUUGUCGAGUCAGACAAUUUCAUGAGCAAUGAAGAAGAUCCAAUCAUACUGAAUAUAAUAGAGGAUACCGAUUUGGAGGGACAAAAUACACGUGGUGAGCUAGUAAUUGAGGAGCCCUUUGGAGAUGAAGUGUGUGAAGUGACAGAUGAACACAGUGUCACCCAGCCGGAUUUGGUGGCCAAGCAAGAAGCCAAAAGGAGGUGUGGGCCAGCUGGGAUUGAUCGUAAAGGAACUGAACCUUCAACAGAUCUUAAUUUCGCCAAAAAACACACUCUGACAAACUCACAAGUUCCAGGUUUGCACACACAACCAGGCCUCCGCACACACGUGUCAUCAGACACUUUACCGGACCUUGACGGAGCAUGUCAGUUGGGAGGUCAUAAGUUUAUUAUGCCCUUAGCUCCUUUUGGUAUCGGCUCCUCCCUCGUCGGUCAGACAAGCUGUUUGGAAGGAGAUCAAACAUGUUCCAAAAGGUCUCUCAAUGACAACAGAAACCUUUGUUGUGAUCACGUACAACCUUGUGUUAUCUGGCCAACCUUGGAUGGGAUAACUGAGAAAACAUCUCUGGAAGCUGAUGAGGCUUUGAUUCAUAAAAAGGGAAAUACAACAGACUCUGCUGAGAAAUCUUCACCAGAGGGACAACUGGACUUUGCCCCUGCGAGGAAAACAAUAAUUGAGGAGAUUCAUGACCUCGGUGCAGAACUAUCAAAAUUGGCUGAUGUCCCUGCAGAUCAUUUCAUCAUCUCAGAGGGGAACCGCAUCGCAUUCAUAACUUUAGAUCUAAAUGACCCAUUUGUCUCCAAGGCUGCAAAACCCAUCGCCACAGCCAUACAAUCUGAGUUGAAUCUGAAAACAGCUGAAAAGAUGCCACACAAAACCCACAAGUCCACCUCAGAGAGCAAAACACGCUCCAAAAAGGACAAAACAGGUGGUCAUCAUUAUGGUGCACAAGUCUCCAAGAAACAGGAGAAUGUAUCUCACCAUGUUUCAGCCCAGCAGGUCUGCAAACAACAAGAAACUCAUCCUCUUACUGGGGAAAAUCACACCAGUGAGAACGCUCCAGUCGGGCUUGAGGACAAGGAGGCUAAAUUGGUGAUUGAGACUGGUGUAGCAACUGAGAAGGCGCCAAACAAGCCACACGGGAAGAAGAAAAAGAAACAUGCUCCGAAUGCAACAGGAGUGAAAAGUGUAGUUGAGCCACUGGUUGAAGUGGAGAAUGGAGCAAAACCACACACUGCAAAAGGAAGGAUUGAUAUGUUUGAGGCCAAGAUGGGUGCUGGGAAGACUCAAAAGGACAGUGAUCAGUCAGAUGAGAAAAAGUCCCAGAAACCAGAGGCUAAAGCUAAAGCUUCCCGGGAAGAACUACCUCCACAUCAUCCAGAUCAUAAAGACCACCAGCCAAACAACUUCACCAGUCCUCUGAACGAUGAUAUUAUUAAAAGACGACGCCUGUCAGAGGAUAAGUUUGGAAAGAUUGUCAGUGGUUUGGAGUCUAAACUUCCGAAGCCAGAAACUUCCAUUCAGACAAAGGGAGAGGAGCCCAAAGUAGAUACCGGGGCAACUCGCAAAAAGGCGUACAGUGAAGUGGUCAAACAGAAAAUCCCACCUAAGGAAGACCCCAAGGUAGUGCAGCCUAUCCAGGCAGUGUCAGUGAGUGGGGACCCCCAGAGUCUGUGCCUGUGGUGUCAGUUUGCUGCUGUCUUCUCCCACCACACUGUCACCUGGAGCAGAGGGGACACUGUCCUGUCUGAGAGCAAGAGAAGUGCAGGGGACGAGAGCAGAAUGUCACUGACCAUCACAAACGUUUCUCACAAAGACUUGGGCAAGUACCAGUGUCGGCUCACUAGUUUACAUGGAUCAGUCACCCUGGACUAUCUGCUCACAUAUGAAGUGCUUAGUGAGAUUGUCAUCCCUCCAUCUCCAAAGACCAUCUUAUCUGCCCCUGUAGAGGUUGGUAGUGAAGAAGAGGAUGUCCACUGUUCCAGGCUGAUUUUCAAAGAGGAUUUCCUAUCUGACCAACACUUUGGAGAGAACCAACAUGCCAGCAUCAUCACUGAAAAGAUCCACUUUGGGGAGGGGAUGCACCGGCGGGCUUUCCGGACCAAGCUGCAGGCGGGUCAGAUAUCUCUGUUACUACCUGGAUGCUCCUGUGUGCUCAAAGUACACAAUGCUAUCAGCUACGGGACCAAGAACAAUGACGAGCUCGUUCAGAAAAACUUUUCCUUGGCUGUAGAGGAGUGCCAUGUCCAGAACACAGCAAGAGAGUACAUCAAGGCGUACAACACUGCUGCGCAGUCUGUGGAAGCCUUUGGAGAGAUCCCAGAGAUCAUUCCCAUUUACCUGGUUCACCGUCCAUCCAAUGACAUCCCGUACGCCACGCUGGAGGAGGAGCUGAUUGGUGACUUUGUCAAGUAUUCGGUCAAGGACGGCAAAGAGAUCAACCUGAAGAGACGCGACUCGGAGGCAGGACAGAAAUGUUGUGCUUUCCAGCACUGGGUCUAUCAUAAGACUGAGGGCAACCUGCUGGUUACUGACAUGCAAGGAGUGGGAAUGAGGCUCACUGAUGUGGGAAUAGCCACCUCUAAGAAAGGAUAUAAGGGCUUCAAAGGAAACUGUGCCACCUCCUUUAUUGACCAGUUCAUAGCUUUGCACCAGUGCAACAAGUACUGUGAGAUCCUGGGCCUCAAAUCCAUGCAGCCCAAACCUAAAAAGCCUGCAUCCGCUCCGAAACCCAGACCCCAACAAGCCUCUGCUGCACCCAAGAAGAAACUAUUUGGGCCAACAGUGAAGGAUUUUGGCCUGUCAAGGAGGAAUCAGAAAGGUGUCCAAAGUUUUGCGCUGCAGAAGGCCACAUGAUGGAGAGGACAGAUGUGUUUGACUCUGAAGAGAGCAAUUUUUACACAACCAGCGAGAGUUUUUGCUUCAUCUCGUGUUGAACAUUUGAGAGAUAUAUUUUAUUUUAUUGAGAUUAUUUCUGUACUAGAGUAUAUUUAUUAUUUCGGGGAGGACUUUAUUUCACGAGUCUGUAGGGAGGGCAGGGGGGGGGGAGCUCUGGCUUGUUUGUAACUUGCUACUUGUUGCUUGUAACAGAUUAAUUUCCCAAUUUGGGAUUAAUAAAGUCCAUCUAUCUAUAUAUUUCUUUAAACCAAUUACAACCAUCCUGGGUGGCACUAACCCCCUAUAGCAGCAAUAAGGGAAGGGACGUCUGGCAUGUGAGAGAUCAGCAGUCUUUAUCCCAGCAAUUUGCAUCCCUUGAGCCAGACUAGGAAAACUGUGACAAAUUUAACAAACACUUAAAAAUGAUGAUGAUAAUGAUGAGUUUAUGGACAGUGUUGAACUGUGAUGUCUUAGAGAUGAGUUUUUAUUGUUUUUCUACUUCGGUGAUGUCUUCAAACUAUUAGUUCAUUAAAUUAAUGAACUUGUUUAUUAAUUGAAUAGAGGAAAUGUCUUUUACGUAGGUUGUUUGAUAAAAUACACACAGUAGAGAACACGUCUUGUUUUGGAUUCAGUAUGAGUGGGCAAUUUUCGUGUAUUUGGUGGGUGAGGUGACAAAGGUAUAUAAUAAUGGCAUUUUCAGUAUAAUGUUAGAUUAUUAUAAUGUUUUUUUUUUCAUUAAGUAAAAGCUACUGAUUCAGGAUAAGCUAAUUUUUUUAUUCUGGAAACAACACAAAUACAUUUUGUACACACACAAAGUAUGCAUUUGAUUGUAUUCACUGAUAAAUGUGAAGAUUUAUUGAUUUAUCAUUUAAUUGUCUGGUGCAAUUCUGAUUGUUAAAUUGCUUUUUAAUGUCUGGCAUCAUUUCAAGGAUCUAUAUGUUACCGGUCCAGCUCAAACUGAGUGAGAGAAAUGUAAAACCAAAUCCAGAGCCUACUUACACACUCAACCACAUACCAGCUAUUCAAAGGCAGUCUCAAACGGUCUCCAUAUAAUAACCCUCUCUGUUCAACUCUCACUGUUGCUUUUUGAAUCCCUGACUCAAAUUGCAGACAUGGUUUUCAGGUUGCAGCUAUGGCCAGUGUGUAAUCACACAGUAGAUCUUUGUUAUUAAAGAGAUGUUGCUGGUUCAA
Messenger RNA from Perca flavescens (yellow perch), 5910 nucleotides. RefSeq names its product alpha-kinase 2 (gene alpk2). NCBI's taxonomy places the organism in Eukaryota, Metazoa, Chordata, Actinopteri, Perciformes, Percidae. The record is from RefSeq and is a predicted model, not a curated record. Gene Ontology annotation, biological process: protein phosphorylation. The coding region runs from base 280 to 4698 and encodes 1472 amino acids. Gene Ontology annotation, molecular function: protein serine/threonine kinase activity; ATP binding. The transcript has 13 exons.